Tyto alba (common barn owl) is the source of this 3551-nucleotide messenger RNA. RefSeq names its product GID complex subunit 4 homolog (gene GID4). NCBI's taxonomy places the organism in Eukaryota, Metazoa, Chordata, Aves, Strigiformes, Tytonidae. Bases 100 to 777 code for a protein of 225 amino acids. Gene Ontology annotation, cellular component: GID complex; extrinsic component of membrane. Gene Ontology annotation, biological process: protein targeting to vacuole; negative regulation of gluconeogenesis; proteasome-mediated ubiquitin-dependent protein catabolic process. The record is from RefSeq and is a predicted model, not a curated record. The transcript has 6 exons.
GCGUGAGGGGAGCGGAGCGGAGCGGAGCGGGUGGCCUCCCCCCCCCCGCCCUCCCCCGCCCGGCCCCGGUCCACGCUGGCUCCCGGGGACCCCCCCGAAAUGCCGGUGCGGAGCGAGAGGUGCCGCGCGGGCGGAGCGGCUGGCUCGGCCUCCUCGGCGCCCUCCGGUGCGGCCGCCAGCAGCCUGGUGCCGCCGCCCCCCAUCAACACGGCGCAGCCCGGCGUGGCCACUUCGCUGCUCUACAGCGGCGCCAAGUUCCGCGGGCAGCAGCGCAGCAAGGGCAAUGCCUACGAGGUGGAGGUCGUCAUGCAGCAUGUGGACAUGGAAAACUCCUAUCUCUGUGGAUACUUGAAGAUUAAAGGCCUUACAGAGGAGUACCCAACCCUCACCACUUUCUUUGAAGGCGAAAUAAUCAGUAAAAAGCACCCUUUUUUAACGCGCAAGUGGGAUGCUGAUGAAGACGUGGAUCGUAAACACUGGGGGAAGUUCCAGGCUUUUUACCAGUAUGCAAAAACAUUUAACUCUGAUGACUUUGAUUAUGAGGAUCUGAAAAAUGGGGACUAUGUCUUCAUGAGAUGGAAGGAACAGUUCCUAGUCCCAGAUCACACCAUCAAAGACAUCAGCGGUGCUUCCUUUGCUGGUUUCUAUUACAUCUGCUUCCAGAAGUCGGCAGCAUCUAUAGAGGGCUAUUACUACCAUAGGAGUUCAGAAUGGUAUCAGUCAUUGAAUUUAACUCACGUUCCUGAGCACAGCGCUCCUAUCUACGAAUUCCGAUGACAGCUGUCCAGAACUGAUACUGCACAGAAGCAAACCGGGCAGGAGAGCAUGGCCUGCCAGGAGAACUGUGUCCCUGUCGGAGCACGGGAAUGCACGCUUCUCUCCUGCCCCUCGGACUCGUGAGAGAGAGCCUGAAUGUUAACCCACCCAGCCCAAGGAGCGUGGCUGCUGGAGCUUGAUUCUUCCUCCUGUCGAGUGGCGAUUUGAUCUUUAAUCUGGUUUUAAGCUACUUUUAAAUGCACUUUCUUAUUGCACAGCUAGUUUCUCUAUCACUGAAGUUCCUCCCGGCUCUCCUCUGGAAGCUGUUUCUCAGUAGCUGGAAUCAGUGGUCUGUCUUCUGAGUAAUAAGAAAAUAUAAGCUCAGUGCUUAUAUUUUCAUUGUUACAGCCUGAUAUGGGUUGAAAUCGCCAGGACUCAGGUUUGUUGCCCAGAUUGCUGGCUCUGAUGCUCCCAGAGCCGGGUCCUGUGUGUGAGGCUCUGCUUGGCAGAGAGCUGCCUAGCUGCAGAGUCUGUUGGGGGAGUGUUGGCUGAGAAAGAUAAGGCUUGAAUGAGUCUUUGCUUUGUGCUGGCUAACGAGGUUAGCAAGAGCUGCAGAUCUUUCAGGAGCUCCAGCCCUUUGGAGCUGGGAGCUGUUCCGGUGUCUGGAUACGCCACUGGGAAUUAAUUUGAUGUAUGGACUUCUAGGCUCUCAGUAAAGUGGAUCUGAACUCUGCUUAUAGGUGUAUAUUUGCUCUUUACUUAAGUUAAGGGUAAAAAAGGAGAAAAAAAAAAAAAAAAAGAAAAAAAAAAAAAGGACUUUUAUUAAAAAAAUAUAUAUAUUUUUAUGGUUCCUUUUCCAAAGGACCCUAUGGCAAAUGCACAAGUACUCAAUUACAUUUAACCGUUUUCACAUUGAAAACUGGGAAUGUCUGCGUUAGUUUUUAUAUACGUGUAUGUAAUCAGCUAGCUGCUUUGGGAAAGUAAUCAGAGUGCAAGUGCUGAGCAGCGUUGCAGGGACAGCUCUGGGACUGUUCAGCAUUUGUACUCGCUUCAUGCUUCACCAACACCACUGCUUGAUACCUUUUUACAAGGCAAAAAAAAAAAAAGAAAAGAAGAGGGGAAAAAAAAAAACAACAAAAAAAAAAAAAACAAAAAAGAAACCCCAGUAGCUCUCCUCUGACUUUGAAAUGUUUCAAGUGAUAUAACUUAAGGCUUGUGUGCCAAAGUGUGUGUGUAUGCGUGUGUGGUGGUUUUUUUUUGUUUGUUUGUUUGUUUUUUCUUUUUUUUUUAAAGACAUUUUAAAAAUUGGCCUUGGUUGUAUAUUUAAUGUGACAGUCCCACCUGUGGGGCUUUUGUGAGAGUUUAGUUUGCAUUUUUCUGGCUCUUUUAAAAACAACCCCCUUACAGCAGGCUCGUAUCACCAGGUGGGUGUUGAUGGGUUUGCUGCCCGGGAGGGGAAAGGGAAGCCUCCGCGUGCCUAAUGCCAAGGUGGUUUGUUUUUUCUUCUUUUUAACUAACUUUCUUCCUUUCAGCUGCCUGUCUGGUUUCUUGCAGCAGCCGAAUUGCUAGUUUAAGCCUUAACAAGACAGUAUUCAGGGCUCAGUGAGGCCAUUUCUUCUAUUCCAAGCCGGGAUCUUGCGUGAUCGGAGAAGCGGCUGUGCUGCUCUCAGGAGAUGAUGCGGAAAUCGCCCGCCUCGCGCGUGCUGUUCCCCGCGGACGAAUCCCUUUCCCCCGGCGCAGAGACGCCUGCUCGGGGGGAGAAAGGGGGAGCCCUGGCCCUUCUGGAGGGCCGGAGCCCCCCUGGCGAGGAAGGAACCGCGCGCUGUUGUCUUGACCUGAGCAGGUCGAUUUGUAGAGCAGCCUGAAGGCGAGCGGGAGAGCGAUUCGAGGCGCGACGGCCGAGCGGUUGGGAAGCGGAUUCCCAUUUCAUUUUGUUUUGCUGCUCUCGGAGAAACUCGGCCCCUUUAGCGGCGGGGAGAGGGGCUUCCUCGCAGGCACCCCCUGGUUUUAGAGGUGAAAGCCGGCGGGGUUGCUCUGCUGUGAUCACCCAUGGGGGUGAAGCCUCCUCCCGGGUGCUGUGUGGGCGCAGGACCCAGCUCUUCGCAGCCCUCGGAGCUGUCUGUGUGCAAUAUUGUCACCGGGCUCCUUGCGCUCCCCAGGGCUGUCAGUGCCAGCGGGACACUUGGGUUUCUGACGUGGUUUAGUCAAAUGAACACUGGCUGUUGGCAGAAGCUGAGUCAGGAAGUGUCCCGGGGUUGGUUCAUAUGUAUAGUUACCCCAAAACCUCUAAAGUUGUGCUUUGAGACUUGCUAUGUUGUGAGGAGGGUGUGCAAGGAGCAUCCUGCUCGCUGCCCGUCUCCUUCCUGCUGUCCUGGAGCCAAUUUCGGCUGAAAUCCCAAACUAAUUUGCCAUCGGUGAUGGGUGAUGCUGCCCCGUGGGACGUGUGUGGCGGGUGCAGAGCAGGUCGUGGAGCCAAGGGGUUUACAGGGGCUGUUGGUGUUCGGAGCUUCCUUCCUUUAAAGGCUUCGUUUUGGUUUUCUUCUUUUUUUGACUUGUUUGAUGAGCUGAGGAGAGACGUUACGUAUGUCGCAGUGUGGUGAGAGAGAACUGACCAAGGGAGUAUCUGGGGAGGGUCAGAGGUAAGAAAUGGGGUAUUUGGUCUUGGAAGAGGUUGCAAUGUCUCUUUUUAACCACGCUGGCUGCAGAAGGGAUGUACUUGUUGGCAGACAGAGCGGGGGCCGAGACAGCGUUUUGCAGAGCAAUCCAUGUCCAAAUUAAACAUGAAAUGUGCUUAA